AACCAGUUAGUAGGCUAUGUUCUUACUAAUUUGGAACACACUGGUUUUCCGAAGACGAAUCAAAACUUAAUAAAUUCAGUCUCUAAUAUUAAAAAUAUUAUAGAAAAUAGCGAUCUUGCAAAAAAUGCCUAUGUUUUUAUGGCUCAGCCUUUACAAGAUGGGGCUGCCGCAUUUUGCUUGACUUUGUUUGGGAGUAAUAACACAUUUACACAUGAAGAUGUAUUAUUAAGAUGGAAAUAUAUACAACAAGAAACCACAAAUUACAAUAUUGUAGUCGAUGGAAUUUCUUCUGAUGGGGAUUCUCGUUGCUUAAAAGCCAUGAAAAUAAUAGCCGGACUUCCUGCUUUCUCCAAACAAGAGACACCGUAUUCACCAUACUUUCAGGCAAAUUUUGACAUAAAUAAUCUAGUGCCAAUUCAAGACACAGUACAUAUUGCCACUAAAAUGAAGAACAGAUUAUUGAAUGAAAAAAUUGUGUUGGAAAUGGGAAAUUACGAAGUGUCGAAGGAUCAUCUAACCGAUUUGAUUAACACUGUUUCCAAAGACAAACAUUUAUUAUGCCUUAGUUAUCUGGAUAGUUCGGAUAAAAUGAAUUUUGAAGCCAUCGACAAAUUGUCGUCCACUCGUGUGAUCAGCUUACUAACCAGUGAUGAAGCCCUGCUGCAUCCUGUGAAAGUAGGCGUGCGGUUAGCGAUGUCGGGCCGAUAUUCUGUGACAAUACUGUUAAUCCCGAACGUUACCGGGCAAUGUUAUAAGGGUUUAUUGGUCAACUUCACGACGGCGAAUUGCAAGAAUUACGUGCAGCUAUGGAAGGUGGAAGCGACUGUUCAGAACAUAACACAACAGCAACUUCAUCCAUUUUUCAAAAACUAG
Photinus pyralis (common eastern firefly) is the source of this 873-nucleotide messenger RNA. RefSeq lists its product as uncharacterized. The record is from RefSeq and is a predicted model, not a curated record. Bases 139 to 873 code for a protein of 244 amino acids. The transcript is spliced from 4 exons. NCBI's taxonomy places the organism in Eukaryota, Metazoa, Arthropoda, Insecta, Coleoptera, Lampyridae.